This is a messenger RNA of Olea europaea var. sylvestris, 5748 nucleotides long. RefSeq names its product nuclear pore complex protein NUP107. Gene Ontology annotation, molecular function: structural constituent of nuclear pore. NCBI's taxonomy places the organism in Eukaryota, Viridiplantae, Streptophyta, Magnoliopsida, Lamiales, Oleaceae. The transcript is spliced from 32 exons. The coding region runs from base 276 to 5282 and encodes 1668 amino acids. Gene Ontology annotation, cellular component: nuclear pore; nuclear pore outer ring. Gene Ontology annotation, biological process: regulation of DNA-templated transcription; mRNA export from nucleus; post-transcriptional tethering of RNA polymerase II gene DNA at nuclear periphery. The record is from RefSeq and is a predicted model, not a curated record.
AAAUUCACACUCUGAACCAACCGAUGAACGGUUACAUUUCAAAGCUCCUUCGGCUACAUAAUUUUAAAGCUCAGUGACCUAAGCUCCGAUUUUCGCAAAUAAAAACUUAUUUCCAUUAUUUUUUCACCCUAAACAUUUUGUCAUCUCAUCCCCCAGCCACUGCACAUCUCAGACCAAGCAAGAACAGCAACAAUUCCCGCGCUUAAAACCCUAGGGUUUAAAGUCUACCAUUCUUUCACAGAUCAUAUUAAUUUUUUUUCUAUUUUCAAUUCAUUAUGGAAGUGGAUAUGGAUGCUUCUCCCAGCUAUUUAGACCCAGAAGAUCUGAGUAGUAGAGAGCGCUUUCGUCGAUACGGGAAAAGGCAAUCUAGUUCAGGCCAAUCACCAUACCAAGAUAAUUCAGUCUCGAGAUUUAGUAAUGCAGUGCUUCUACUCGAAAAUAUCAAACAUGAGGUCGAGAGCCUCAGCACAGAUCUUGGAGGAACACCUUUUGAAUCUGCUUCAAAGAGGAGAGCGUCCCUUGACAACCAUGCUGUAUCAGAGGCAGAUAUUGGUGUUGAUACAAUGCUAAGACGGGGAAGUGAGUCUCUAAAGGUCGGCAAACAGGAAGAUGGUGCUGGAACUGAGAGUGGGGACACAACUUUCCAUUUAUUUGCUUCUCUACUGGAUUCUGCCCUUCAAGGGUUGAUGUCUAUCCCUGAUCUGAUAUUACGACUUGAGCGUACUUGCCGUGAUGCUUCAGAAACAAUUAGAUAUGGCUCCACUGAAAGGUACAGAACUGUUGAGAAUAAACUGAUGAGACAAAAAGCUCGGCUCUUGCUUGAUGAAGCUGCUUCGUGGUCUCUUCUGUGGUACCUAUAUGGGAAAGGAAACGAAGAACUUCAGGACGGUUUACUCCUGUUUCCUACAACUUCACAUUUGGAAGCCUGUCAAUUUGUUUCUUCAAAUCAUACAGCACAAUUGUGCCUCCGGAUUGUUCAAUGGCUUGAAGCAUUAGCCUCCAAAUCCCUUGACUUGGAUAAUAAGGUCCGUGGCUCUCACGUGGGCACUUAUCUCCCUAGCUCUGGAGUUUGGCGUCAUACUCAACGAUACCUUAGACAGGGUGCCUCCAUUCCAAGGACAGUUCAUCACUUGGAUUUUGAUGCCCCAACGCGUGAAAAUGCUCAGCAACUACCUGACGACAAAAAACAAGAUGAAUCUCUUCUAGAAGAUGUCUGGAUUCUGUUGAGGGCUGGAAGACUGGAAGAGGCAUGCAGUCUUUGCCGGUCUGCUGGACAGCCAUGGAGGGCUGCAACUCUAUGCCCCUUUGGGGGAUCCAAUAUGUUCCCAUCUAUUGAAGCCCUUGAGAAAAAUGGCAAGAACCGAAUGCUGCAGGCGAUUGAACUGGAAAGUGGAAUUGGUCACCAGUGGCAUCUUUGGAAAUGGGCUUCCUAUUGUGCAUCAGAAAAAAUUGCUGAGCAAGACAGUGGGAAAUAUGAAGCAGCAGUAUAUGCAGCUCAGUGCAGUAACUUAAAGCGCAUGCUUCCAGUUUGUACUGACUGGGAGUCUGCAUGCUGGGCAAUGGCCAAAUCGUGGCUUGAUGCCCAAGUUGAUAUUGUAAUUGCCCGCCUACAACCUGGCAGAACAGAUCAGUUCAACAGUUUUGAAGAAGCAAUUGAGAGAAGUGCUGAUCAAGGAGACGCUGCCUCUCAGCCAAUUCUUAGACCAGAUAGUUGGCCACUUCAAAUUCUGAAUCAUCAACCUAGACACCUUUCUUCCCUUCUUCAGAAGCUCCAUUCAAGUGACACGGUGCAUGAAGUUGUUGCUCGAGCAUGCAGGGAACAGCAUAGGCAAAUUGAGAUGAAUCUUAUGUUAGGAGACAUACCACAUUUGCUUGACCUAAUAUGGUCAUGGAUAUCACCUUCCGAAGAUGAUCAGAACAUUUUCAGGCCUCAUGGUGAUUCACAGAUGAUGCGUUUUGGGGCACAUUUAGUGCUGGUUCUUAGAUAUUUACUUGCAGAUCAAAUGAUGGAUGCUUUCAGAGAGAAGAUAAUGACUGUUGGUGACUUCAUUCUUCAUAUGUACAUUCGUGCAAAGUAUUUCAAUAUAGUAUUUAGCUGCUGUCUUGGGAAGAGCUACAUUCUUCUUAUAAGUAUUGGCACUCCUUCAUUUUUCUUAGUGAUAUCUCUGAACAUAAAUACUUUCAACUCUCCUAUGUUGAAAAGCAAUAUUAGGAGCUUUCUCGCCAGUCACAGUCAGAUUGAUCUUAUUGUGAUUGCCUUCUCUAAAGCUCAAGUAUUGUUGAGAAAAUCGCGAAUACAUGGCAGAACAACCAAGCAGGAAAGUGGACAAAGAGUUAACAACACAGAUUUUGACAAAGGAGAUGAUCGACUCCAGCAACAAAACCUAGGACCCAUGUUGAAUCUGCCUUACGCGAGAACCCAGUUGGGAAUCGUGACCUUCGUGAUGCCGCUUCUUUGCGGUUCUACGAGCGACGAAAUGGGGGUUAUGGUGGACCAUGUUGAAUCUGCCUUACGCGAGAACCCAGUUGGGAAUCGUGACCCUUGUGAUGUCGCUUCUUUGCGGUUCUAUGAGCGACGAGAUGGGGGUCAUGGUGGAUGGCGUAACGCAGGUGACAUUCAACAAGGUGCUUCGAGCGACAGCGACGUUAAACUUAUUGAUGCAACGACCUCGGGCUACAACAAUAACAGUAAGGAUACCACUCCAAUUCAAAAUUCAGCGCAGAAUCAAAGUAGAAGUUCAGUUCCUAUUCAGUCAACACCUAAGGUAGAAACCAGAUCCAAGAAUGAGCCAAUAAUGACCCCUAUGCAUAUCCUAAUCUUGAGAAGUGCUUUCGGUGCAAUCAACCCGUUCAUUUUUCAAAUAGCUGCUGAAACAGAUGCAAAUACAGGAGAAGAAUUGGCGUGCAUUGUCCAAUGCCUUUUGCUUGCCCCGAAAUAUCUUGAUAGCUCUCAACGGCACAAAAUCUUUGGGACUCAAUACACUGUUCGUAGUAAGGUAUGUAAUGUGAUCAUUGAUAGCGACGGUAAUGAGAACGUUGUUUCCAAAGCAGUGGUAAAAGCAUUAAAUCUGAAGACCGAGGGAUACCCUUCUCCACACAUGAUUACAUGGAUUAAAAAAGGCCCAGAAAUUCAAGUUCUAGAGAUUUGUAAGAUUGCUUUGUCGAUUGGAAAAUAUUACAAAGAUGAGAUCAUAUGUGACAUGGUAGAUAUGAAUGCUUGUCAUAACUUAUUGGGGCGUCCAUGGUACUAUGAUGUCAAUGCCACUUAUAAAGGGCGGGAUAAUACUUUCCCAUUUUGGUGGUUUGAUAAGAAGAUCAUUUUGUAUAUUGAUUUGGCACCUGGAACUAGUUUGCCUAACUUGCCACAUUAUCACAUGAGCCUAGUUGAACAUGAAGAGUUGCAACGAAAGGUUAAUGAGUUACUUGGGUUGAUUCAUGAGAGGACAAGUCCUUGUGCAGUUUCUUCUUUACUCACUCCAAAGAAAUAUGGCAGUUGGCGAAUGUAUAUAGAUAGUCGUACUAUUAAUAAAAUAACAAUCAAGUAUCGUUUUCCCAUCAUGCGUCUUAAUGAUAUGCUCAACAGGCUAGAAGGUGUAGCGAUAUUUACCAAACUUGAGUUAAGGAGUGGCCAUCAUCAGAUCCGUAUUCAACCUAGUGAUGAGUGGAAAACAGCUUUCAAAGCCAAAGAUGGAAAAAUUUUGGUGGUCUAUUUUGAUGAUAAUCAUAUCUACAACAAGAAUGAAGAUGAGCAUUUAUCACAUCUUACAGAAGUUUUCUCAACUCUACGAAAUAAUAAAUUGUAUAUCAAUAUUAAAAAGUGCAGCUUUAUGAUUGACCAACUUUUGUUUCUUGGUUUUAUAGUGGGAAAAGAUGGUAUUCAAGUUGAUAAACCGAAGGUGAAAGCAAUAAGUGAACGGCCAACUCUUAAAACUGUGCGAGAAGUACAAAGCUUUCAUGGCUUCGAGAAGGUAUUUGAAGUCGAGUGUGAUGCUUCAGUUAUGGGUAUUGGAGCAUAUUAUCUCAAGAAGGUCGUCCAGUCGAAUUUUUCAGUGAAAGGUCCUUUCUUGGACAGGGUUUUAUCAAGAUCUCGAGAAAUUAGGGCUGGAAAGUAUGACGAGUCAUCUGAUGUUUCAGAGCAACAUCGUUUACAGAGUCUACAGAAAGCAAAGGUUAUUCAGUGGCUCUGCUUUACACCUCCCUCAACAAUUAAUGAUGCCAAGGCUGUUGCUGCUAAACUUCUAAUGCGGGCAUUGACGCACAGUAAUAUACUGUUUCGGGAGUUUUCUCUUAUUUCUAUGUGGAGGGUCCCAGCAAUGCCCAUUGGAGCGCACACAUUACUUAGUUCACUCGCUGAACCUUUGAAACAACCAACGGAAAGUUUUCUUUCCACAGAGGAUCCUGAUGUGACUGAAAAUUUGAGAGAGUUCAAGGACUGGAGGGAGUACUACUCUUGUGAUGCAAAGUAUCGCAAUUGGCUAAAAGUUGAAUUAGAGAAUGCUGAGGUUUCACCGGAUGAACUUUCACCAGAAGAAGAACAGAGGGCCGUUAUGGCUGCCAGAGAAACACUUAUUUCUUCACUUUUACUGUUACAGAGAAAAGAAAAUCCUUGGUUGUUACCUACUCAAGAUCAUAUUUAUGAAUCAAAGGAGCCUGUGUUCCUGGAACUGCAUGCUACAACCAUGCUGUCUCAACCUUCUGGUGAGGGUAUGCCACCUGAUGCUACCUUGUGCACUACAUUGACAAGUGCCCUCUUCUCGGCAGUGAGUGAGGAAGAAAUUCUGCAUAGACAAUUAAUGGUGAAUGUUUCUGUCUCACCCAAUGAUAACUACAGCAUUGAGGUUGUACUUCGCUGCUUGGCAGUGGAAGGUGAUGGACUGGGUCCACAUGAGGUCCACGAUGGUGGAAUUCUUGGUACUGUCAUCGCAGCUGGCUUCAAAGGGGAGCUUUUACGAUUUCAAGCCGGAGUGACAAUGGAGAUCUCUUGCUUAGAUGCCUGGUAUUCAAGCAGUGAUGGUUCUUUGGAAGGCCCAGCAACUUAUAUAGUUCGGGGCAUUUGUCGUAGGUGUUGCAUACCGGAAAUGGUUCUUCGAUGCAUGCAGGUCUCUGUUUCACUCAUGGAGUCUGGCAAUCCACCUGAUAUCCAUCACGAGUUCAUUGAGCUAAUUACAAGUCCUGAGACUGAUUUUCUUCAUUUAUUCAGCCAGCACCAAUUGCAGGAAUUUUUAUUAUUUGAGAGAGAGUACUUAUUACUAGAAAUGGAGCACAAGGAGUCCAUUUCUUGACGAGCGAGCGGGUGUAGAAUUUUGAGCUGAUGUACUAAGAACUUUUACAAUGGCAGUGAUCGAGAAAUGGGUGAAAGAAGGUGCAGUCCAUGAACCACCAUGCCCUCUAUACUAUGAACUUUUACAAUAGCAGCGAUCAUGAAAUGGGUGAAAGGUGAAGGCCAUAAGCCACCAUUGCCCUCUGGUUAAUAUAUAGUAAUGUCGAGUUCUCAUCUGGCUACUUUUUCAGCCACCUUUUAGUACGUCUCGUGUGUGUGUGUGUGAUGACAGAUUAAAUAGUCCUUGUUAUGUCAUGUAAGGGCUUGGUUAGCAGCGUAGAGAAUAUGAAUAUGAAAUCUUGAUUGUUUCAUCUGGGGAUUUACCUUCUUGCUUCAUGUUAGUUAUCCGAUGUCGAGACUCAAAUAUUAUCAUGUUUUGAUGAAAGAUUUGCUACAAUAUAUAUUUCGAGUGCAUUUUCCAUAUGAAA